AUGUUCGAAGUAGAAUGGACACCCUCUUGGAAUGACGUUCACUAUGCGAAUAUGUGUUCGAUGUUCGUGGUGGUACUGCUGACCUUCCGACUGAUUCUGAUCAUUGUGCACAGAAAACUAUACUCGAGACCCGUCGUUCUGAGUUUCUUCGCUAUUGUGAGUCAUAAAAGUUUUGAACCAGUUCUAGCUGUGCAUACUUUUCAGGCAAAGUUUGUCAUGGACUACCUCAUGUUCGAAGGUAUUCAAGUGAGACGAUUCUAUUCUCACAUUCAAUUCAUUGAAUCCAUUUUCAGCGCUUCUCCCCAUUUCCGGAACAGAUAAACCUGCAAAUACUCGUGUCCACAGAGCUGUUCUACGUGAUAAUGUCCAAUUUCAUGAUCUACUCAAUAUUCUACGCGGACUUUGUUCUGCCGCCAAAAGCCUUAAUCCACUUUAUUGUAAUCAACUUGACGUCUGUUAUUGUCGCCAUGACGUUGUUGAUUAAACUGGAAGUGGGUGGCACGUUUCCUCAAGGCUUAUGAUAUAAAACGUUGUUUCAGAAUCGUUUGUGGUACUUGGCAAUUGUGAUAUCAAUCCAUUUGUUGGAUGUGAGUGACUGACUAUUGGUGACUGUCGUCUAUUAACACAUUUGCAGUUUUUAUGUACUUGGACAAGUGCAUUGGCAUCGCGAACUGUGGCGUGUACAACCCGCUCGGAAGAGCAUUCAUCUACGUGUCCGUUCUGUUCAAUCUGAUUUUCGAUCACCUCCUCCGAAUUCUCUACCUCUCGAACCUGCUCCUUCCGUUUCUAAACGACUCUUUGCUCCUAGACAGACUCUUAUUCGUCAUCCAACUCAUUUCACUUUCCUCUUCAUUUCCGUUUUCGUUUUUUAUCGACGACACAAUUCUCACAGCAUCGGAUCGGUUUUCGGUGAGUCUUCGAGUCAUUCUAAAAAGAUACACCCCGAUGAUUUCAGUGUUGGCCGAGAAAAAGGCGAAUGACACAGAAGUUCAUGAGUAUAUAUUCGAGAAUACCGCCCGAGAGCUCAUGAUACCAGAUGACAACGAGCUGAACACAAUCAGCGAGUUGGCUUCUGACGUCGUCGACUUCGAUCCAGAAGAUGAUCUCGCUUUCGCUUCUUCUUCUUCUUCUUCUUCUUUGUCUUCUCCGGAUCCAGAGAAAGAUCGGAGGUCUCCGGAAGUGUUCACAACUGUGGAAUCAGGAAGAUCGCGAUGGAACAUUCUGAGGCGGACAAUAAAUAAGGUGGCAUCCGCUUAA
Molecule: messenger RNA, 1257 nt
Organism: Caenorhabditis sp. 36 PRJEB53466
Lineage: Eukaryota; Metazoa; Nematoda; Chromadorea; Rhabditida; Rhabditidae
Source: the annotation of a GenBank genome assembly